AUGAGCAAGCUGCUCGUGGUCUUUGGCGCCACUGGCCAGCAAGGCGGCUCGGUGAUCGAGUACGUCCUCAACGACGCGGAGCUCGCGAAAGAAUACAAGAUCCGCGCCAUCACUCGAGACACUUCCAAGCCUGGGGCGCGCUCCCUACGAGACAAGGGCGUGGAAGUGGUCAGCGGAGAUCUCGCCAAAACCGAGACCCUACGACCUGCUCUGCGCGGAGCUCACACCGUCUUCGCCAUGACGAGCCCCUUUGAAGGGUUAUCCAGGGAGCAGGAAUGUGAACAGGGCAAGGCAAUCGCCGACAGCGCGGUGUCCGAGGGGGUGCAAUUUUUCAUCUGGAGCACGCUCCCCAGCAUCGCGAAAAUCAGCCAUAAUGUCUUCACCCAGGUGACCCACUUCGAGGCGAAAGCCGACGUGGAAGCCUACACACGCGGGUUGUCCAUCAAAUCCGCAUUCUUCGCGCCGGGCUUCUUCAUGCAGAACUUCCAGGCCAUCAUCGCUCCUCGGCCAGUCGGCGACGGGACCUAUCAGCUUUCCAACGUCCUCAAACCGACGACCCAGGUCCCGCUGUUGGACGUGGUCGGAGACACGGGCAAGUUCAUCGGCGCCAUCCUCGCGGCGCCGGACAAAUUUCAGGGCCAGGUUCUCCGGGCAGCCACUAAAUUGUACUCCAUGGAGCAGAUUGCCCGAAUCAUGAGCCAGGCCACGGGGAAGACGGUCAUCUACAAGCAGAUACCCGAGGAGACGAUGCGCAAUGCCCUGCCGCCUGGCCAUGCGGCUGAGCUGGUGGAGAUGAUGAUGUAUUACAGAGAGUACGGAUAUUAUGGACCGGGCACGGAAGAGAUGGUCGAGAACACGGCCAAGCAGGCGAGGGGCAGCUUGACUACGUUUGAGGAGUACCUUGGCCAACAUCCGUUGAAGCUGCCGUGA
Messenger RNA from Fonsecaea multimorphosa CBS 102226, 930 nucleotides. RefSeq lists its product as uncharacterized. NCBI's taxonomy places the organism in Eukaryota, Fungi, Ascomycota, Eurotiomycetes, Chaetothyriales, Herpotrichiellaceae. The coding region runs from base 1 to 930 and encodes 309 amino acids. The transcript has a single exon. The record is from RefSeq and is a predicted model, not a curated record.